Molecule: messenger RNA, 2283 nt
Organism: Leucoraja erinaceus (little skate)
Lineage: Eukaryota; Metazoa; Chordata; Chondrichthyes; Rajiformes; Rajidae
Product: class I histocompatibility antigen, F10 alpha chain-like
Biological process (GO): immune response
Cellular component (GO): external side of plasma membrane
Source: RefSeq, a predicted model, not a curated record
CAGUCCGCGAACGACAUGGAGGUGAAUGGGGCUUUGUCCCAGGACUUGCAAACAAGGUGGAACAUGCUGCGUCUGCUGCUGCUGGUGGCCCUCCUGUGUGGAGGGGAGUCUGCAGGCUCCCACUCGCUCCGUUAUCUCUACACGGGGGUGACCCCGGGCUAUGGGGUCCCUGAGUUCACGGCGGUGGGAUACGUGGACGAGGAGCAGAUUGAUUACUACGACAGCGUGACGCGGGUAAAGGUGCCGCGGCAGCAGUGGAUGGCGGACAGUCAGGGCCCCGACUACUGGGAGCGGGAGACACAGAAACGGAGGGGAUGGGAGCCCGUAUUCAAGGCCAACGUCCAGAUCUUGCAGAAGCGGACAAACCGGACCGUGGGAUGUGUAAAGCCCCUCCACUGCGGGCCGUGUGUUGCAGGGAUCCACACUCUACAGCGCAUGUGCGGCUAUGAGCUGCGCUUGGACGGUUCCAGCGCUGGGUUUUACCAGUUCGGUUGGGACGGAGAGGAUUUGAUCAGCUUCGACAGGGAGCACAUGGUGUGGGUGACGCCCGUCACCUGGGGGUUGUUGACCAAACACAAGUGGGACCGGGACACGGGCGGGAACCUUCAGUGGAAGGGCUACCUGGAGAAGACGUGCAUCGAGUGGCUGCGGAAAUAUGUCCAGGCCGGACAGAGGCAACUCAGCCCCGUCCAGCCGGAGGUGAGCAUCUUCCUGUCGGGGGAUGGGAGCCGCGUGUGGUGUUUCACCACGGGCUUCUACCCGCGCUCCAUCGAGGUGAACCUGGUGCGGGACGGCCUGGUCCUGGAUGAGAGCCGCUCCCACGGGACGCUGCCCAACCACGACGGCACCUUCCAGCAGCGCCGCUGGGCCCACGUGGAGCCCGGAGACACGGCCCCGCUCUCCUGCCGUGUGGAGCACCCGGGGCUGUCCGAGCCCCUCGAGGUCUUCCUGGGUGAGUGGGGGCGGGGAGGGAGAGGACUCCGCAAGUGCAGCAGCAAGAGGCCGCGCAUUGCAGUGAUCGUUGGCCUGGCGGUGGUGGCGGUGGCGGUGGCUGUGGGGGGAGUCCUCUACUGGAAGAAGAGACAAGCGGGGACCAGCGGCUACAAUCCCACCCUGUCCUGGGAGCGAGGGGAACAUUCAUCAAACUCCUCUGAUACAGCCUGAGAUCAUUGAUGUACAUGACAAACAACAAAGGACCCAACACAGAUCCCUGAGGCACCCCACUAGUCACCUGCCUCCAACCCGAUAAACAGCCAUCCACCAUUACUCUCUGGCUUCUCCCAUUCAGCCACUGUUGAAUCCAUCUUGCUAUUCCUGCAUCUAUACCCAACAGUUGAACCUUCUUAACCAACCUUCCAUGAGGAACCUUGUCAAAGACCUUACUAAAGUCCAUAUAGACAACAUCCACUGCUUUACCCUCGUCAAUUUCCCUAGUAACUUCUUCAAAAAAUUCAAGAAGAUUAGUCAAACAUGACCAGGCACAAAUCCAUGUUGACUGUUCCUAAUCAGACCCUGUUUAUCCAGAUGCUUAUAUAUAUUAUCUCUAAGUAUCUUUUCCAUUAAUUUGCCCACCACUGAAGUCAAACUAACAGGUCUAUAAUUGCUAGCUUUACUCUUAGAACCCUUUUUAAACAAUGGAACAACAUGCGCAGUACGCCAAUCCUCCGGCACUAUUCCCGUUUCUAAUGACAUUUGAAAUAUUUCUGUCAUAGCCCCGGCUAUUUCUACACUAACUUCCCUCAAUGUCCUAGGGAAUAUCCUGUCAGGACCUGGAGACUUAUCCACUUUUAUAUUUUUCAAAAGUGUCAGUACUUCUUUUACUUUGAAACUCAUAGUAUCCAUAGCUACUCUACUUGUUUCCCUUACCUCACAUAAUUCAAUAUCCAAAUGAUGAACUGUACACUGCAAGGGCCAGGAAGUGAGCGAGCAAGAUCAUCUCUGACCCCUCUCACCCUGGCCACAAACUCUUUGAACCACUUCUCACUGGAAGGAGACUCCGGACUGUCAAAGCUGCCACAGCCAGACAUAAAAACAGUUUUUAUCCACGAGUAGAUGCUCUACUCAACAGCCAAAAAUCUGUAGCCUCCCUUUGAUCUGGUAUUUUGUUGGUUCACAUGCUCGAUCAAUGGUGUUUUAUCAUUAAUGUUUUAUUAUUAUUAAUGUUUAGUGUUUUCUGUAAUUCGUAACUGUCACUGUAUGUCAUGUUGUUACUUGUGGGCGGAGCACCAAGGCAAAUUCCUUGUAUGUGAAUACUUGGCCAAUAAACUUACUUACUAUCACCAA